Messenger RNA from Clupea harengus (Atlantic herring), 6913 nucleotides. It is a transcript of the gene mbd6, whose product is annotated as methyl-CpG binding domain protein 6. Gene Ontology annotation, molecular function: chromatin binding; DNA binding. Lineage: Eukaryota; Metazoa; Chordata; Actinopteri; Clupeiformes; Clupeidae. Gene Ontology annotation, cellular component: chromocenter; nucleus. The record is from RefSeq and is a predicted model, not a curated record.
CUGAUUGUCCUCCCUUGUCUGCCCCGGGUAAUUGAUUGAGCUCUGACUUUUCCCUCUGACCACUUGUCAAAAGUGAGCGUCUCUGCAUGGUAUCACUGCAAAGGAAAUUGUGUCAUUGUAUCACACCACAGAAUGACUUACAGGCUACUGUAACAAAGGACAGAGAUUUCUACUCUUUUACUCUAGAAAUGUAGCCGUGGUGCCGUGCAGCGCGCGGUGCAUUUUGGGUAUGGAAUUCCCAAGACCGUCCCUAGGCGACUGCGCAUGUCUGAGAGGAAACUCCAUUAUUUUUUUGGCACGGAAUCCUAAGGAAAAAUAGGAACUUGGAAACAAGGAUAAAGCAAAAGGACGGGCCGAUGGUGCACGGAUGAGAGACGAAAAAAAUUGACUAAAAAUAAUGGUCGUCGCAAAAAAGAUCGGUUAUAACAACAGCCGUUGCAACUAAACUCUGUCAACUAGCUAGCUAGCUAUUGCUAUAUCUAGCUUCUGCACUGCAGCGCGGCGAAGGAACAGGAAACUUCGUAAACAGAGGGAAAUUCCCAGCCUUCAGCUGAGCGCAAGAGUAGAGGAGAACAGCGGAGAGGGCGUGAGUGCAGCAAGGCAGUCAGCUGGAUCUGUGUCCCAGUGUGUACACCUCUGUUCUGUGAACAUGUCCUCUGAGAGCUGGAUUCCAUGGACGCUACUGAUCAGGGCUAUAUGAAGAUGAAAAGGUGCUGGAAGCCUGUGAGCAGAAAAUGACGGGAGGUAGUGAGUGUGCUGCUGGAGACAAAGAUGGUGUCCCCACACGGACAGCGCAGGUGCCAGUGGGUUGGCAGAGAAAAGUGGAGGAGGGGGCCGUGGCCUACAUCAGCCCAAGUGGCACCAUCCUGUCUUCAGUUGAAGAGGUUAGGGCAUACCUUCUGACAGACAGCACGUGUAAGUGUGGCUUGGAGUGCCCACUGGUCGUUCACAAGGUCUUUAACUUUGACCCAGUGGCUAUAGUGCGACCGCAGAUCCAGCAGCCUGGGAAGGCAGAGGAAGACAUGACUAAACUCUGCAACCACCGCAGGAAAGUGGUCGCUAUGGCAGCACUGUGUCGCAGUAUGCAGGCCUCCCAACUUCCUCUUCAUGGCCCAGGGAGCUCCUUCUGUUCCAUGGAGGGCAGGGACCAAAGAGGGGGCCCUUUGGUAGUCCGCAUGGAGGAGGGAGGCCACUGCACUUAUUCUGCCCAACCUCGACUCUCUGCUCAGUCUAAGCCCAACAGUAACCCUGCCCCCCGUGGAGUACACAGCAACUUCCCAUUGUCCCCUUCAAUGACACUCCUUCACAAUGGAUCUUUGCCUCACUCCAACUCUCUCCUGUCCUCUGAGGCCACCGUUGUCUCUAAGAGACCAUCAUCUUCUUCCCCCGGUUGCAACUCGGCGGGCUAUGGUAUGCCGACGUGGUACCCACGCCCAUCCACGCCUCAAACCAUAAUCCAAAGGCUGCCCCAGGCCUCAGCAUCACCGGGCUUGUCAAAGCCAGGGCCCCACCCCGGCAUCUUAUCGCUGGACGUCUCCCACUCCGCCUCUUCCUCUCCGUCUGCUUCUUUAUCUUUGAGCACGACAGGAAGGCCUGGACAGACCCAUCAGCAGGGAAGCCGUGUCAAAUCUCCCUCUCCCAUCUCCCUGUGCCUGUCUCCCUCCAGGACUCUGGAUGCUACCUCUCCCCACCAGCGCUCACGUCACUCCUCCACCUCCUCCACGCUCUCCGAGCAAGGCGGGGGGCUCCCGGGUGCUGGCUUCCCUCCGGGGGCCAAACCACCCUGCCCGGCGCGCUCCCCACUGCCCCCCAACACGCCCUGCCUUUCGCCCAAAGUCCCUCUCCAUCCACCGAGCCCCAGAGGCCGCCUGGAGGGAAUGUUGCAGCACUACAAAGACUGCAGUACCGGCAGCAACCCAAGCAACACCGCUCAGCACCCGAGCAACCAAAGUAAUUUUCAGGUACCCCAAAAUCUGUCCCCUUUUGCCAGCGAUAGGAAGAACGGGCCGGCGGCGCCCGGUCCUGGAGCUGGCCAUGGCUCCGGGACGGCGGGCGGGUUCCUGGGCCUGCCACUGGGCCAGCUCCUGAGCCAGCAGAAGACCCCCCAGCAUGUCUCUUCUUUCCCAGCCAGCAGCUUGCUCUCAGCGGCCGCCAAGGCGCAAAUGGCCAGCCAGAAGAGCCAGGCUCUCGUGGAUGGCGGCGGUGUCGGCACAGCCUCCGCUGGCCCCGAGAAGGAUCCCCAGCAAUCCAAGGUAUUGAUAAGCACUUUAAACAGUAGCCUCCCCUCCACCGCUAGGCCACUCCCCAUGACUGCCUUCCUGCUACCCCACUCCCCCUCACUCCCCUCCCAAGCCCUCAACCCCAUGCCGGUCGUGCUGACGGACAAGGUGUCGCGUCGCAAGCGCCAGCGCAGGUCUCCCACGGUGCUCAGCAUGCUGAAGGAGUCGCAGCUGAUCAGCCUGAGGUCUGGCGGAGACCCCUCGGCUCUUCCCAUCCCCAAUUCAAUCCCUUCUCCUUCUUCCUCACCUUCCUCCUCCUCCUCCUCUCCCAACACCCCUCUGCUGCCCCCACCCUCGGAACAUCUUUUCAUGCAGCGCCACUCUGCCUCUCCAAACAACUCUCUUCCCGGCCUCAAGCAGGCAGACAUGGAAGACCUUAAACGGCUCGGCUUCGUCCAGCCGCUGGUGACUCCCUCUCCGUCCCAGCCGCUAUCCGCUCUCCUGCAGCUCCUCAGCAUGCAGAACGCCCAGGCUUCCGCCAUCGCGCAGUCCUCCCCUUCCUCCCCCAGCCCUGUCCCGCCACCGGCAACCACCAACGCCCGAACAGCGUCCCAGCCCCUCAACCACUGCGAUGCCCAGCCCAUGCAGCACAUGCAAACUGCUCAGCAGCAGCAGCAGCAGCAGCAACAGCUCCAAAGCCUAGUGCCUGCUCUCGAAGGCCCAGCUCAGCUGCCAUCUGCACAGUCAUUUCCCCUGAUGACGGUGGCAGAGCAGAUGGACAGCCCUGCUAACACCACCACUACCAAGUCUAGCCCCAGCCAUGUCCUCAACCUCAGCCAGACGCACACCACCGUACCAGGGGUACCUCCACAGGAGUGCAGCAGCCAGAUCCUCAGCAUGCUGGGCCAGCUGUCCGCUGCGUCCCACUGCCUGCCUCAUGCCCCCCUGGCAGAGAAGAGCUGUGGGCCCAAACUGGGAGUCGGCCCCCAUGAUGAAGUCGGCUAUCCCUCCAACCAGACCCAGGCAAUGGAUGCAGAAGGUGCUUUGGUGGCCGUUGAAACCCAGGACCCCUCAGAAGAGCCCAGACUACUGGGCCCAUGUGCCUCUGAUCCGGGUCUGUCUCUCCCCUCGGCCGACUCCUCCAGCGCCCUCCAGCUGGCUGAGUCGUUCCCCUUCAUGAAUCAGGAGCAGCUCCUGCAGCUCCUCUCGGCAAACUCUGGACUGCCCUCCCUGCUGCCUCCUUUCCUCGGCUCGCUCCCCUUAUGGACGGGGCUUCAUCAGACGACACAAACCGCCCAGCCGCAGCAAAAUCAACAUCAGUCACAACAGCAACACCUGCUCAAUCAGACCUCCCAGCUAAACAUCUUACCGUCUCUAUCAGGAGCUCAGGGAGACUUUCCAGUCAAUCUCAUUAGUCUGUUAAACCCCCCGCCUCCGCAUGCUGCUGCUGUGCCUGCCCAGGGCCAGACGGGCGACGCUGGUGACAAGCCCAGCCUCCAGGCCCUCCUCAUGGCCUCUCUGCUGCUCAGCCAGCACCAUGCUGCCUCCAUGCUGCCCAUCCCUGGCCUGGGCCAGCUAAACCUGGACAUCCCCCUCCAGCAGCAGCAGCAACAGCACCCACAGCAUCAGCAGCAGUUCUCCCCGCUACCGGACGGCAUGUCUCUCGAAAAGACCCCGGGGCUCGUGGAGUCAAUGCUGACGGGCCCUGGGCUGCUGGAGGCGCUCCAGAGCCUCGUCGCCGCCGGCGACGGGACGCUCUCGGCCUCCCAGUCCCUCCUGCUCUCCGCAACCCUCCCCCCUCCGGCCUUCCUCUCCCUUAACCCCGCCCUGCUGGCCGCCGCCUUAGGUCCUGCUGACCCCCUCCCCGCCCCUCAGCAGAUCCCCACCCACCAAUCCCCACUGGCUCACUCUCAGGGGACUGUCUCCAGCCCUUCGGAAGGCUCUACCUCUGUCCCCCUGCUGCCUAGCACUGUGCCUGAAGAAAUCAACUCUCUGGUGCCCCUGACCGAGCAGGACAAGAGCAACGGCCAGACCCCUUCACUCCUUCCCCCUCUGCUUCCCCCAGGAAUGAUGGGUGACCUGGCAGCCCUGGGUAACAUUAGUGGCCUCCACAGUUUACUGAGCACAGGGCCUCUGCUGUUGCCCCAAGUGCCCACGUCUGCCCUGGGCGUCCCUCUCCAAGGCCAGGGUGCCCUCAACCCGCUAGCUUGCCUCAUCAACAGCCUACAGCUCAACAUGGGCCCCAGCCUCGCUGUAGAUAAACAGCUCGGCCUUGCCGAGACCACCAACCCGCCCCGGGAAGAGGGCAUUCCCGCCAGCCAGCUGGCCGCCCAGGAGCCUGUGCCCAACCCGGGCCACGUCCAGGGGGCUCAGUCCCAGCAGCGGGAGAGCUCCGCCGGGGCGCUGUUCGACCCCUACGGCUCGUUCAUGGACACCAUCUACACCUCCUUCCUCCAGGUCAGCGGGAAGGACUCCGAGGCGUUGGGAGGAGCCGCCCACAACCCGCUCUCCUUCCCGGCGCCGGACCUCCCCGCCCUGCUGGCCCAGCCCAGCGCGCCCCCCUCCCUCAGCCCGCGGCGGGCCUGUUCCGUGCACAACCCCGACCUGUCCCGCCUCAGCAUGGAGGCGGCGCAGUCGCCCGCCCGCGGCACCCCCAAGCUCAGCGAGGACGCCUCGUCCACCCCGCCGCCCAACAGCAAGCCGGGGGGCUCCGUGAGCCGCGACGAGGCGCCCCUGCCGCCGCCGGCGUUCCUGGAGGAGGCGAAAACCGACGGCUCGUCCUCGAUGUGUGUGUACAGUAACGGACUGGCUCUGGGCCCCGCGCACCAAGGACAGCAGCAGCAGGAGGAGGGCCGGCCGCAGCCCCAGGGCUACCUUAGCCCCCGGGGCAACGCUGAGGCCGUGGAGGAUGGCGUGGGCUCCAAUGACUCCAACAUGGGGAAAGAGCCCGCUGUACGAACAGGAGCCAGGAGAGGGAGAAAGAGGAAACAAGUACUUGAGAGGGUGCCAGAUGGACCAGGGGGUCUAGACUGCAUCAUAGAGGAACCACAAGUAACAACAGCACUGCCCAAGCCUGUGAGGUCCACCAGGGGCAAGAGGAGAAGAGUGAUCAGAUAGCCUCUCCCCUCGCCCGGCCUGAUGCUCCCACCUAAGGGCCGUCUGCGGACCUCUCUACCCCAACACCACCAGCACUGUCACCGCCUGAUGACCCCUGAACCCGACCCCUGAACCCCCAUGUGGCCGAGUCAUUGUGAAUCGCUGUGCCUCACUGUGAAGACCCACAGAGACUUUCACCGACUCCUGUUCUCCACAGUGUGUUGUUCAGAUCCCCCCAUACUGUCUCGUGUAGCCAGUUGUGCUGUUGGGACCACUUCAUCUUUCCAUGCCAACCCAUACCGCCAGUGAUGUUGGCCUAUCACAUCUCUGGUUGUUCGGAGGGGCAGAAAAUGGAAGGAGUUAGCUGUGGAUAAAUAAUUCAUUUUGACUCUGUGUGUGGGACAUUUCUGCAGAUAUAGGAAAAAUAUGUAUAUGUCUGUGUGUGUUUGUGUGUCCACAUUGGCAAGUGUAUGUGUGGGUGUGUGUUUUUUUUUUUUUAGUUGUGUAUUACAUCAGGGUCAUAGAAAACUUGAAUGAAGUGUGUGUGCAGUAGGUCCAGGAGCAGAAGUUUUGCAUGUUGCGCUGUGUGUGUGUGUGUGUGUGUGUGUGUGUGUGUGUGUGUGUGUGUGUGUGUGUGUGUGUGUACAUGAGUGUGUACGUAUCCUGCUGUUGCUGAGACCAGAGGCACCCCUGGCACGCUCGAGUUCUGCACCCAUGCUUCACCCGCCACACAGCGCUACAGUGCCCCACGUGGCUCAAACAGUGCCACUGCAUGCCACGUUUCCUCAUUACCAUCCCCCAGCAGUGGGUGGCCUCGUCACUGGAGAUGUCGAGACGCCCCAGGCUUUUUUUUUUUCUCCUCCUUUAUGAUGCUUAUCCCAUCCUGACAUAAUUCUCAGUGGGACCCAUCACCACGCUCGGCAAGAAUUGCCAAAUGGAAAAGAAAAAUGAAAUAGUAUCAAAACAAAGAAACCCUACCCGCUCACUCCAUGAGAAAAAGGGGCCACCUUUUCCUCCCUUGUCCGUUGAGAUAAGUGUUUAUUUGUUAGUUUUUGUGUGUGUGUGUGUGCGUGUGUGUGUAAGGGGAGGGUGUUUAGGGUUGAGGAGAUAAGUUACCCAUGGCCAUGGGAUUAGGAUCCCGUCUGUGAAAUCAGGUUCUCCAAGGUGUCCUCUGUCGGUGUGCGCAUAGCAUAGCAGCAGUCUGCCGGUCUCAGUCUCCCUCUGGGCAGGAGCAGCAACCCUGUCCUCACACUCGAGACUCUGACUGCCCAUCCUUCAUCAACAUAGGCACAAGUUACUGACUAUUUAAAAUAAUGAUUUAAGUAAUAAUGAAGCAGAAUAUGCAAUUUUACUAUUGAAUUCUUGUAUAUAUGUACAGUUUUAGUAUUUUAUUUUGUACACUUUUUUAGGGAAAAAAAAUGAUCAAUUUGUAAAGUAUUUCUUCCUGAGACAACGCCCCUUUUCCCGCCUUUUUCAUAUUUACGUUCGAUUUGUAAAGAGAAUCCUUUUAAAAAUUGUGAAUGGUAGCAUUUCGUUUUUCAAUGGAAGUUGAUUUUUUUUUUUUAAUUAUUUAACAGAUUAAAAACAUGUUUACCAAA